Molecule: messenger RNA, 1624 nt
Organism: Ctenocephalides felis (cat flea)
Lineage: Eukaryota; Metazoa; Arthropoda; Insecta; Siphonaptera; Pulicidae
Gene: foxo
Product: forkhead box protein O
Exons: 7
Coding region: 59-1453 (464 amino acids)
Biological process (GO): regulation of transcription by RNA polymerase II
Cellular component (GO): nucleus
Molecular function (GO): RNA polymerase II cis-regulatory region sequence-specific DNA binding; DNA-binding transcription factor activity, RNA polymerase II-specific
Source: RefSeq, a predicted model, not a curated record
GCAGGCAAUACAAUCAGCAGCCGAUAGCAGGCUGACAUUGUCCCAAAUUUACGAAUGGAUGGUCCAGAACGUACCCUACUUCAAGGAUAAGGGGGACAGCAAUUCUUCAGCCGGAUGGAAGAAUUCCAUAAGGCACAACCUAUCUCUCCACAACCGCUUCAUGCGCGUCCAGAACGAAGGCACGGGGAAGUCCUCCUGGUGGAUGAUCAACCCUGAUGCCAAACCUGGUAAAUCUGUGAGACGUCGUGCAGCCUCAAUGGAAACCUCCAAAUUCGAGAAAAGACGAGGUAGGGUAAAGAAAAAGGUAGAAGCCAUGAGAGUUGGCUCCGGAAUGACGACAAGUAUCACCGGAGAUAAUCAUUCGAGUCCUGGAAGUUCAGUUUCGGAAGGAUUGGAUUUGUUCCCCGAUUCACCGAUACCCGGAUUCCAACUAUCCCCGGACUUCAGACAAAGAGCAUCAUCAAACGCCUCGUCUUGCGGCCGAUUAUCUCCUAUUCCGUCCCUGCACGGAGCAGAGCCAGAUUGGACGACAUCUGGAAGUGCUGGAUAUAAUCCUCCAAACGAUUAUCAACCACAACAACAACCUGCCUUGGAUCAAUUGGCAGGAAAUUUAGCUGAAUCGAUGAAACUACAAAAUGUAGGAGAUUAUAUGCAAGGAUUUGUAAAUUCAGGAAAUCAGCAUAUUCCACCUCCGCCAUAUCAACAACCAUAUGGGACAUCACCUUAUGGCUUGCCACAAUGUCCAUUGCACAGAAUACAAAAUUGCGGUUGCAUGCACUCUUGUGAUCCUAGAGAAAGUCUAUCACCAUCAUCUUGCCCUGGUAUGUCACCGUCUUACCCUCAAUCUGAGCCAUCUCCGGAUCCCAUGGGUGGUGCACAGUAUCUUUCCACAGGUGGAGAAUGUUCUCCAUCCCAGGGUAAUUCUUCCCCUCCAAGUUCUCAAACCUCAACACUUCUGCUGAGGAGGAAUGGGACAAUCCUGGAACAGCAAAACCAAGCACCGAGCACAAUGAUGGGACAGUUGAUGGGAGCUUUGAAUAAUAGUGCACUUUUGGAUGAUUUGAAUAUUAAUAUUGAGUCUAUUCCUGGAGGCUUCGACUGCAACGUUGAUGAGUUAAUCAAGCACGAACUGAGUAUGGACGGUUCUCUCGAUUUCAACUUCCAAUCCCAAGCUGCUGCAGCAGCCGCCAUGGCCGCUCACCAUCAGCAACAACAGCAACAUAAUCACCACCAAUUAGGUGGCAAUCAUCUACAACACUUGCACCAUCAACAUCUACAUCACCAUGCUGGCGGUUCCGUACAAUUGGCGUCGGGGACUGGUCUUGGCGGUAGUGAUAGUUCGAGGACAUUAGGCGAUGGUGGUGUCAAUGGAAAUGGUGCAAGGGGUGUGGCGGUGUCCAGUCAAUCUGCUCAAUAUUCGGCGAGUGUGACACCACCGUCUUGGGUGCACUAGCGCCGCGGGCGCCGUCCUGACGGCGCUUACAGAUUUUGGACAAUGUGCGAACGAAUACCAGCCAUUAUGGAGGAGUGAAAUCGCCGAAGCUCAAUCACCCAAAAAAACGUAAGAACUAUAAAAAAUCUUACUAUAAAAUUAAAUUCUAGCUUUUUCACUAUCGUGAUGAUU